Molecule: messenger RNA, 3438 nt
Organism: Rhododendron vialii
Lineage: Eukaryota; Viridiplantae; Streptophyta; Magnoliopsida; Ericales; Ericaceae
Product: putative receptor-like protein kinase At3g47110
Exons: 2
Coding region: 277-1293 (338 amino acids)
Molecular function (GO): protein binding
Source: RefSeq, a predicted model, not a curated record
GAUGGAAUCUGCAGAGUUGCAAUGAUGGUUGUUCUUCAUUUGACACAUGCGAUCGACUGACGGGUGCAAUAAAGUUAGAAAAGGAUUGCAAAUUAGCUCAAUUUUCCUAGUCAAAUAUAGGUAAAAAAAAAAAAGUUCCUUCAAAGCGGUAAGACUUGAAGAAACUACAAUCUGACACGUGACAAUUCAAAUAAUUUAUUUGCAAAUUUUGUUUCUAGGUUGCCGUGAUUGUACCGGACAUCUAAUAUAAGAAGGCCUCAAGUUUUUUUGUUCUGCAUGUAUAACCAAACUUCUCAUUUGUCUCCCUCCGAAAUGAAGCCUCAUGUGAUGAAUUUAGGCCUUUUCUUGUUUUUUCUCUCGUAUGCCAUCUUUGCCUCAAUCCUCAGAUUGUCGCAUUCACGGCAUGCUUCUGCAGCCAUAAUUGGAAACGAAACAGACAAACUUGCGUUGCUCGAGUUCAAGUCCAGAGUAACUGUGGAUCCAACUGGAGUCCUGGGCUCAUGGAACGACUCGCUCCCUUUCUGCAUGUGGAUUGGAGUCACAUGUGGCCUAAAGCACGAAAGGGUCACCGUUUUGGAUAUUGAAGGGAGGAAGUUGGUUGGAACCAUACCACCCAGUAUAGGAAAUCUAUCUUUCCUUCGAAUCCUCAACUUCGGUGGAAAUUUCUUCUCCAGUGGCAUUCCCCCAGAAUUAGGUCACUUGCGCAGGCUUCAAACUUUGAACCUGAGCAACAAUUAUCUCGGAGGCUAUAUUCCUGUCAAUCUGUCUCGGUGUUCUAAUCUCAUAGAUCUUGAGCUGGAGCAGAACUAUCUUGAAGGUGAAAUUCCUUCUGAAAUCGGGUCAUUGUCUGAACUUGUAUAUCUUUAUCUGGGAAACAACAACCUCACUGGAAGGUUCCCAAGUUCUCUUGGAUAUCUUUCGUCACUUCAACAGCUCAGUUUAGCAUACAACAGUUUGGAGGGGGAUAUUCCAGAUGCAGUAUCCCAAAUGAGAAGUUUGAUUAUAUUCGAGGUGGGAGCGAACCAAUUUUUGGGUUCAUUUCCUGCUUCACUCUACAACUUGUCGUCACUCAGUAUCAUAUCUUUGGCUAUAAACAACUUCUCUGGCGGUCUCAGGACCAACAUAGGCCUUGCAUUUCCAAACCUUCAGGUGCUUGCUUUGGCGCAAAAUUGGUUUAAUGGUCGUAUUGGGAGUUCUCUGUCAAAUGCUUCAUAUCUUGAAGUACUCAACUUGACUUUUAAUAAUUUCACUGGUACCAUACCUUUCAGUUUGGGAAACCUGAAGAGUUUAUGAGGCUCAAUGUUCCUGGUAACAUUCUUGGAACUCGUGGUGUUGAUGAUUUGAGUUUCCUCACAACUUUGGCAAAUUGCAGCAAGCUACAAUUUUUGGACUUCAGUAGAAACCAGUUUGGAGGUCAAUUAACAACUUCGAUUGUGAAUCUGUCAACACAGUUGACAUGGUUAGAUAUAGGAGACAACUACAUUCACGGAAGCAUUCCUCCAGAGAUAGCAAGCCUAAUCAAUUUGGAUGUCGUGGGCCUGGGAGAAAAUAUCUUAACAGGCACAAUUCCAGCUUCAUUUGGGAAACUUCCAAAGCUGCAAGAACUUUAUUUGGAAAUUUUUUUUCUUACAGGGGAGAUUCCCUCUUCCCUUGGAAAUAUCACCCUACUAUUAGAUUUCGGAGCGCAAACAACACCUUAGAGGGAAGCAUACCUUCAAGUUUUGGAAACUGUAAAAAUCUCCUGUACUUAGACCUUUCCAAUAAUAAACUCACUGGUACCAUACCCGCCCAACUUCUUGGUCUUUCUUCCCUCUCUAUAGGUGUUAACUUGUCUUACAACUCCUUGACUGGCUCCUUACCGGUGGAAGUUGGAAAUUUGGGAGUUCUUACUGCACUUGAUGUUUCUUACAACACAUUGUCUGGAGAGGUUCCUAGUGAGCUAGGGUCCUGUUUGGCCUUGCAACAACUCUACAUGCAGGGCAACUUGUUUCAAGGAACCAUUCCUUACAUAGGUAAUUUGAGUAGCCUUCAAUGUCUAGAUCUUUCCAACAACAGCUUGGAUGGUCAAAUUCCACCAUACCUGGUCAAUAUUUCCUCUUUACUGAAUUUGAAUCUUUCGUACAACAAUCUUGAGGGUGAGGUUCCAGCAGGAGGAGUGUUCACAAAUGCUAGUGCCAUUGAACUCUAUGGCAACAAGAAUCUCUGUGGGGGAAUUCCAGAGCAGCAUUUUCAACCAUGCCCUACCGGGCCUACACAACCUAAGAAAUCAAGGAAACAUAAGUUGAUACUGGCUAUUGCCAUUUUUCUUUCUUUCUUAGCUCUGUUUCUACUUUUACUCCCAAUUAUCUGGAGAAGAAAUCUGAGGAAGAAACCUCAGCCUAUUCCUUCUUUAGGGCUCUUCUAUCCAAAAAUUUCUUACGAAGAGCUCCGAAACGCAACUGCUGGUUUCUUCCACUAAUGUGAUUGGUUCAGGGAGUCUUGGGAUUGUGUAUAAAGGAAUCCUUGGUCCAGAUGAACCAAGUGUUGCAAUAAAGGUACUCAACCUUCAGCAGAGAGAAUCAUCCGAAAGCUUUAUGGCCGAAUGCGAAGCCUUGAGAAACUUAAGGCAUCGAAACCUUGUAAAAGUUUUAACUGCUUGCUCAUCUAUUGAUUUUGGGGGGAACGAUUUCAAAGCUUUAGUAUACCAGUUUAUGCCAAAUGGGAGCUUGGAGAAGUGGCUGCAUCCAGAAGAUGGAAUGACUUAAAAUAGAAGCUUAAACUUUCUCCAGAGGAUAAACAUCGCAAUCCACGUGGCUUCUGCGUUGCAUUAUGUUCACCAUCAGUGCCAAACUCCCGUUGUUCAUUGUGAUCUAAAGCCAAGCAAUGUUCUUCUUGAUGAUGAUCUGACCGCUCACCUGAGUGAUUUCGGUUUGGCAAGCUAGGCUUCUUAAAAAGUUCAACAAAGAUGCUAACUUCAAUCAGUUCAGCUCACUUGGCAUGAAAGGGACGAUUGGAUAUGCUGCUCCAGAAUAUGGAAUGGGUGGUAUGGUUUCGUCUCAAGGAGAUGUGUACAGCUAUGGAAUUCUCUUGUUGGAAAUGUUCACCGGUAGGAGACCGACUGAUGACCAAUUCAAAGACAAUUGUAACCUUCACAAUUUCGUCGCACUCUCAUUGCCAGAUCAGGUAAUGGGGAUUGUGGACCAAGCUGCUCUGCACCAUCAAGUAGUAGGAGAAGCUACAGGUAGUACUUCAUUUUGGAGUGGCCUGAGAAGUGAACAGGCUGAGUGUUUGGUUUCUGUUUUUCAAAUAGGAGUUAGAUGUUCAGCAGAAUUUCCACACGACAGAAUGAACAUGGAGCAAGUUUUGAAGGAACUGCUUUCAGUAAGGGACAAUUUCGUGGAAGUGUGCCUCAAUAAGGUUUUAAAGUUCCAAUGGAUCUAUACUGUAUCAUGUGUGUUG